AGGAAUGGUCUUGUCAGCUCCUUUUCCCACCUCCAUCCUCCAAAAGUAGAGGAAAAAUCCAGGUUCUGGAAGGGGUGGGAAGAAUGGUACCCCCCUCUUCCCACCUUCUCAGGCUUAGAGAGGACAGCAGAGGUCAGGGGGAGUGACUUGCAGAGGCCAGGGGAAGCAGGAAGAGGAGAACGCUGAGGAGGAAGGUGUCAGCAUCAGCGGUUCUGAGGAAGGAUACAUGCUCCGUCUGUCUGUCUGUACGGAGAACAAAGCCAAAAGGACUGACAUUGCAGCUGGAGAAUGGAGGGUAGAUGUCAGGAAGGACUUCCUAGGAUGUGGAGACUGGGCGAGGAAUGGCGGGAGUGCUCGGAAGUUUCAAUGUUUCUGUGGAGGGCAGCCUGCGAGGGGAGCGACUGACAUCAGAGAGGGAGAGAAGUCACUUCCUGCUGGGAACAACCAAGAUGACUGAACCCAGAGAGUGGGAGUAACCCGAGGACAAAACUAGGCUCCUCUCGCUUUGAGACCCGGGAGAAGGAGAGGAUGAAGGAAGCCAAGGAUGCCCGCUAUACCAACGGGCACCUCUUCACCACCAUCUCGGUUUCGGGCAUGACCCUGUGCUAUGCCUGCAACAAGAGCAUCACAGCCAAGGAGGCCCUCAUCUGCCCCACCUGCAAUGUGACUAUCCACAACCGCUGUAAAGACACCCUCGCCAACUGCACCAAGGUCAAGCAGAAGCAACAGAAAGCUGCCCUGACGAAGAACAACACCGCCUUGCAGUCAGUUUCGCUUCGCUGUAAGACAACAACCCGGGAGCGGCCCACCUCUGCCAUCUACCCCUCGGACAGCUUCCGGCAGUCCCUCCUGGGCUCCCGCCGCGGCCGCUCCUCCUUGUCUUUAUCCAAGAGUGUUUCUACCACCAACAUUGCUGGACACUUCAAUGAUGAGUCCUCCCUGGGCCUGCGCCGGAUCCUCUCACAGUCCACAGACUCCCUCAACAUGCGUAACAGAACCUUAUCGGUGGAGUCCCUCAUUGACGAAGGUGCAGAGGUGAUUUACAACGAGCUGAUGAGUGACUUUGAGAUGGAUGAGAAGGACUUUGCGGCCGACUCAUGGAGCCUGGCUGUGGACAGCAGCUUCCUGCAGCAGCACAAGAAGGAGGUGAUGAAGCAGCAGGAUGUCAUCUAUGAAGGGACCUUGGAAACCUCAUGUGGGUCCCCGCCGGGGUGGCCAAGCCAGGGUAGAGGCCAAAUGUCCCAUUGCCACACAGAGCUAAUCCAGACAGAGCUCCACCACGUACGGACGCUGAAGAUCAUGACCCGCCUCUUCCGCACGGGGAUGCUGGAAGAGCUGCAGCUGGAGCCAGGCGUGGUGCAGGGCCUGUUCCCCUGCGUGGACGAGCUCAGCGACAUCCACACACGCUUCCUCAGCCAGCUGUUAGAACGCCGACGGCAGGCUCUGUGCCCUGGCAGCACCCGGAACUUCGUCAUCCAUCAUUUGGGAGACCUGCUCAUCAGUCAGUUCUCAGGCCCCAGCGCAGAGCAGAUGCGUAAAACCUAUUCGGAGUUCUGCAGCCGCCACACCAAGGCCGUAAAGCUCUAUAAGGAGCUGUACGCACGAGACAAACGCUUCCAGCAGUUCAUUCGGAAGGUGACCCGCUCGGCCGUGCUGAAGCGGCAUGGGGUCCAGGAAUGCAUCCUGCUGGUAACUCAGCGCAUCACCAAGUACCCGGUGCUCAUCAACCGGAUCCUGCAGCACUCCCACGGAAUUGAGGAGGAGCGCCAGGACCUGACAGUGGCACUGGGGCUGGUGAAGGAGUUGCUGUCCAACGUGGACCAGGAUGUGCACGAGCUGGAGAAGGAGGCCCGCCUGCAGGAGGUCUACAACCGCAUGGAUCCCCGUGCCCAGACCCCGGUGCCUGGCAAGGGCCCCUUCGUCCGAGAGGAGCUUCUGCGGCGUAAGCUCCUCCAUGACGGCUGCCUGCUCUGGAAGACAGCGACCGGGCGCUUCAAAGAUGUGCUGAUGCUGCUGAUGACAGAUGUGCUAGUGUUUCUCCAGGAGAAGGACCAGAAGUACAUCUUCCCUACCGUGCAAGACAAGCCCUCCGUGAUCUCACUGCAGCAGCUACUUGUACGGCACAUCGCGAGCCAGGAGAAAGGGAUGUUUCUGAUCAGCGGAUCCCCCCCUGUGAUGUAUGAGGUCCACACAGCAUCCUGUGACGACCGGGACACCUGGAUCCGCCUCAUUCAGCAGAGUGUAUGCGUGUGCCCGUCCAGGGAGGACUUCCCCCUGAUUGAGACAGAGAAUGAGGCUUACCUCCGGCGAAUCAAGAUGGAGCUGCAGCAGAAGGACCGGGCCCUGGUGGAGCUGCUGCAGGAGAAGGUCCAGCUGUUUACCCAGAUGACCCAUAUCCAGGCCGAAGAGGAGGGCAGCAGUGGGGUGCCCCUGCCCACCCUGCCCAGGGUCCUCUUCCGCUCCGAGUCACUUGAGUCCCCUCGUGGAGAGCGACUGCUGCAGGAUGCCAUCCGUGAGGUGGAGGGCCUGAAAGAUCUGCUGGUGGGGCCCGGAGUAGAGCUGCUCUCGACACCCCGGGAACCAGCCCUGUCCGGGGAACCAGACAGCAGUGGUAACACGAGCCCUGGGGUCACUGCCAAUGGUGAGGCCAGAACCUUCAAUGGCUCCAUUGAGCUCUGCAGAGCGGACUCAGAUUCUAGCCAGAAGGAUCGAAAUGGAAAUCAGCUGAAAUCUCCCCAGGAGGAGGUGUUACAGCGAUUGGUCAGUCUCUAUGGACUUCUGCAUGGCCUACAGGCGGCUGUGGCUCAGCAGGACACUUUGAUGGAAGCCCGGUUCCCUGAGGGCCCGGAGCGGCGGGAGAAGCUCUCCAGAGCCAACUCUCGGGACGGGGAGGCUGGCAGGGCCGGGUCUGCCCCUGUGGCUCCUGAAAAGCAGGCCACGGAACUGGCAUUACUGCAGCGGCAGCAUGUGCUGCUGCAGGAGGAGCUGCGGCGCUGCCGGCGGCUGGGCGAGGAGCGGGCCACCGAGGCCUGCAGCCUGGAGACCCAGCUCCGGGAGAGCGAGCAGGCCCGGGCUCUGCUGGAGCGGGAGGCUGAAGAGGCCCGCAGGCAGCUGGCCGCCCUGGGCCAGACCGAACCGCUCCCGGCUGAGGCCCCCUGGGCCCGCAGGGCUCUGGAUCCUCGGCGGCGGAGCCUCCCUGCUGGCGAUGCCCUGUACUUGAGCUUCACGCCCCCACAGCUCAGCCGAGGCCACGACCGCCUCGAUCUGCCUGUGACUAUUCGCUCCAUCCAUCGGCCCUUUGAGGACCGAGAGAGGCCGGAGCUGGGCAGUCCUGAGGAGCGGCUGCAAGACAGCAGUGACCCAGACACUGGCAGCGAGGAGGAAGGUAGCAGCCGCCUGUCGCCACCCCACAGUCCACGAGACUUCACCCGAAUGCAGGACAUCCCAGAGGAGACGGAGAGCCGCGAUGGGGAGUCUAUAGCUUCAGAGAGUUAAGGGGGCCCCUCCUCCUGUCCUGGGCCCCUGUGAAGAACAUUACUGAAGGGGGCAAACCUUGGGAACGCCAAUCUGCCAACGGUGAGGGAGCAUUUGAAAGAACUGCUGAUUAUCCUUGCCAGCUCUUGGGAUCCUUGGAUACCUGGGGCCAUUUAGGAAGCUGGGGGAGUUUGGCCACAAUGCCCCCUGGUGGCAUCCAGAAGCAACACCACAGAUGCCAGUUUUUCAUGCCUUCUUCCCCUACUUUAGGAAAAUUUAUUUAUUUAUUAUUAGUUAUGGGGGGAGAGGGGAGAUUUAAAGGACCAGGGACAUGGGAACCAAGCCAUAGGGAUCAGGAGGCCUUGUCCUUUAACACUACUGGGGUAUAUUUGGGCUUAACCGUGCAGCUGCUGGGUUCUAGCCCUGACAUCCCUCCCCUGACAACACCUGUCUCUGAGGGGAGGCUGCAGCCACAGGACUCUUAACUGCCUCUUUAGGAAGGGCUGUGGGCCGGGCCAGGUGCCUCCCCCUCUCCCAUCAGCCUCUCACUGCUGUUCUCCUCUCCAUCUUCCAUGGAAACCCCAAGGGGAUAACCUGGCUUCCUAGAGUUGAUGGACUAGAGGUUGGGGCAGCCUUAUAUAAUGGUUUGUUGGGGGGAUAAGGAAAAAACCCCACAGGGACCAGAAUGUUUUGUUUUGUUUUGUUUUCUUUUUUGUACCAAAGCCAACUGCACGUGUUUUAUAUUUUUAAGAGAAGAUUGUAGGCAAUUAGAGAUCACGGCCUUCUGUGUCCACAUCUGAAGAAUUUGAGGAGUAGGGGGACAGUGUCUUCUACUCUAAUUUACAGUAAUGGGGGGCCUGUUCGACCUCUUCCCCAGUCAUUUGGAAAAAGACGCUCUGAGGGGGUUGGGAAAUCUCUACGAUCCCUAACCUCACCGGUCACCUCAGCAACCAUGACCUGAAACCUCAGUGUGAAUUUGGGGGAUUUUUCAACAGACCCCCAGUGCUCACCAGCCCCAGCCAUUUUUCUGCCAAUUUGAUUGUACAAAAAGAAAGAAGAAAAAGGAAAAAAAAAAAAAAAAAAAAAA
Trichechus manatus latirostris (Florida manatee) is the source of this 4561-nucleotide messenger RNA. RefSeq names its product Rho/Rac guanine nucleotide exchange factor 2 (gene ARHGEF2). Gene Ontology annotation, molecular function: microtubule binding; guanyl-nucleotide exchange factor activity. The transcript is spliced from 22 exons. Gene Ontology annotation, cellular component: cytoskeleton; ruffle membrane. The coding region runs from base 529 to 3495 and encodes 988 amino acids. Gene Ontology annotation, biological process: positive regulation of neuron differentiation; regulation of Rho protein signal transduction; actin filament organization. Lineage: Eukaryota; Metazoa; Chordata; Mammalia; Sirenia; Trichechidae. The record is from RefSeq and is a predicted model, not a curated record.